Molecule: messenger RNA, 995 nt
Organism: Elgaria multicarinata webbii
Lineage: Eukaryota; Metazoa; Chordata; Lepidosauria; Squamata; Anguidae
Gene: LRRC63
Product: leucine rich repeat containing 63
Exons: 7
Coding region: 1-948 (315 amino acids)
Molecular function (GO): protein binding
Source: RefSeq, a predicted model, not a curated record
AUGUUGGAGGAUAGCAUCCUGGCUGAGGAACGUAAAGAGAAGAAGAAGAAGAAGAAAGUGACCUAUGCUGAACCAGAAAGAGACAUGGAUGUUGGUAUAUCACUUGUGUCCGGUGCUGGGUGCAAGCCUCAAUUAAGUCAAGAGGAGAUGGAGAGUGAUUUGAUGACAAAUGCUGAAAAGGAAGUUCUGUUUUGCCUAGUGCAUAAAAAAACUGGACUUAGUCUUAAGGCAUAUUUUCUGACUCGACUUCCGUACCUUUUACCUCUGGCUGACUUUUUGGUGUACCUUAACCUGUCAUUUAAUUGCUUGUACUUCUUUCCUAAAGAGGUCUUUGAUCUUAAACACUUAGAAAUACUAAAGCUCCGAAACAACCCUAUCAGGUUCAUCCCAGAAGAUAUCAACCAAAUGAAGAAUCUUAAAUACUUGCUUAUGUCCUUCAAUUUGCUGACUAGUCUUCCAUCAGGGCUGUUUAAAAUGCAAAGUCUUCAGGGCCUUGAUGUUUCCUAUAAUGAAAUUGAAUUUAUCUCUAGUGAUAUUGGAAAUCUCAGAAGCCUUACAUAUCUGAAUGUAGAAGGCAAUCUACUGUAUGUGUUGCCCUGUGGGAUUUUGAAGCUUCAGCUGAGCCGCCUCAAAGUGGAAAACAAUUUCUUACAUGCCUACUUCUGGAGCGAAAUCCCCCAGCUUCAGCCACAACGGCUCACCGACAUGGCUGCCCUUUGCUUUGCCAAACACAAGCUGUGGGGAAAAUAUCGUGAGAUCUCAGUGAACGUUCAAGUGAUAUUGUACAAUGUUUCCAUCUGCGAUUGCUGCAUGGGACCCUUGUAUGGAAAAGGCCUUCGCUUCAUCCGCAUCUAUAAGAGCAUCUAUGGACUUAGGCUCCCUUAUCUCUUUUGUGCCUGCUCACCAACCUGCUAUACGAACUAUGUGACUUUAGCGGGCUCAGUCUGAUGAAUGUCACUGUUUUAAUUGAGGCUGCAGCUUAGCUGGUAACGUGC